GACGUGUAAUUGACGUGUUGAUCUACACCGAGGCGAGAACUGAUUGAGGGAAAGGAAAACAAGAAGUUUCGACGAUGUGGUCAUUUUUAUCGAGAGAUCCAACGAGGAGCUUUCCUUUUGAAAUAGGAGAGAAGGUGGAUGGCUUAGAAGAUAAAUCAAUUUGGACUUUGCAUCACGGAAAACGAAAGGCCAAUGGAGAACCAGUAUCUGUCUUUAUAGUGGAUCUCAAAAGCCAUUCCGAAUCCAUAGCCCAGUUAGCUAAGAGUGCUCACAAGCGACUCAAGACACUACGACAUCCAAAUGUACUCCUCUAUGUAGAUGGGCUAGAGACGGACAAUGUCAUCUAUGUUGUGACUGAGGAAGUGACACCAUUGGCUACUUUCUUGAAGACUAAUGCACCAAAAGAAUCAACAAUAUCUUGGGGAUUAUAUCAAGUAGUGAAAGGACUGAGUUUCUUGCACAAUGACUGCAAACUAAAACACAACAAUGUAAACCUAAGCUGUGUAUUUGUGAAUCGGGCUGGGGAAUGGAAGCUUGGUGCAGUGGACUACAUCACUCCAUCUGAAGGGGAAGGCAGCACCAUUCCAGAUAAGGGACUGAAGUCAUUAGAAAAAUACAACCCACCAGAAAUGACUGACAUGAGAGCUAAAAAGAGGCCAUGCCCUUGGGCCGCUGAUAUGUGGGGUCUUGGUUGCUUGAUAUGGGAGGUCUUCAAUGGAACACUUCCGAGAACAUCUUCUCUAAAGGCGCUGGGAAAGAUACCCAAACCUCUUGUACCUAACUACUGUGAGUUGGUUGGAGCAAACCCAGUAUCUAGACCAAACCCAGCAAAGUUCAUUGAUUCCUGUAGGAAUUCAGGUGGCUUUAUGAAGAACAGCUUUGUUGAUACUAAUCUCUUUCUCGAAGAAAUACAGAUCAAAGAUCAGACAGAAAAGACAAAUUUCUUGAGUGGUUUGAGCGCUGCCAUUGAUGACUUUCCUGAGGAGUUUUGUCGUCAUCGUAUCCUUCCUCUCCUGCUACAAGCCUUUGAGUUUGGAAAUGCUGGUUCGGCUAUCCUUACUCCACUCCUCAAGUUGGGUAAACUACUAGAUGCCGAUGAAUACCAGAAGAGGAUAGUGCCUAUUGUAGUCAAACUCUUCUCAUCAACAGAUAGGAAUACAAGAGUUAAACUAUUACAGCAGAUGGAUCAGUUUAUAGAGCAUCUCCAACCAGCUGUUGUCAAUGAUCAGAUCUUCCCUCACAUAUGUCAUGGUUUCAAUGAUACAGUGCCUGUUAUAAGAGAAAACACAGUUAAGGCCAUGCUUCUACUAGCUUCCAAGCUGAACGACAAGAACCUCAAUAUGGAAGUCCUUAAACACUUUGCAAGGUUACAAGCCAAAGAUGAGCAGGGAGGAAUUAGAACAAAUACAACAAUAUGCCUUGGCAAACUUGCUGGCUAUCUCAACCCUGCGACAAGACAGAAGGUACUGUCAUCUGCAUUUGUAAGAGCCAUGAAGGACCCCUUCCCACCUGCCAGGACAGCUGGUGUCCUCUCCAUGCUUGCCACUCAGAGCUACUAUUCUCUCAAAGACUGUGCUCUAAGGGUUCUACCAACCCUCUGCACACUCACUGUGGAUCCUGAUCUGGGUGUCAGACAGAAUGCCUUCAAGGCCAUUAAGAUCUUCCUAGACAAACUGGAGAAGGUCUCAGAGAAUCCAGAACUGCUUGAAGAAAUGGAGGCUGAUGUAAACAAAGCAGGUGUAUCAUCUCAGAACCCAUCAAGUUGGACAGGAUGGGCUAUGACAUCUCUUACAUCAAGGUUAUAUAGGGGAGCUGGUAGUAAACCAUCAGCACCAGGAUCAGGUGGCCCUCAACAAGCCAAGUCAGACACAAGAGCAACCAAACCUGAUGAAGGUAAAGAUGAAAGGCCAUCUCCAAUGACGAGGGUUGAUGGUAGCAGAGGUAGAGACUCUGAUUCAGAUUAUGGAAAUGAAGGAGGCAAUGAUGAUGGAUGGAAUGACAAUGAUAACUGGGGCAAUAUGGAGGAUGAAGAGGAGGAAGACACAACUACAACUCAAGAUACACAGAAUACAAAUGAAUGGGACUCUCAAGGAUGGGGUGAUGAUGAUGUUGAUGAUGAUAACAAUUGGGACAGUCUUGAAACACCUGCUACAAGAACUAGUAAAUCAUCUCUUUCAUCAUCAACAGCAAAGUCAAAAUCAUCUGCAUUAAAACUAGGAGGAACCAAGAAGACACAAGACAUGGACUUUGGUGAUUGGGGUUUAGAUGAACCUAUGGUAGAUAAGAAACCCAUCAAGACUAGUUCUAAGCUGUCCAAGAGUCAGUCAGGUUCAGGGAAGUCAACUCCAAAGGGUAGUCCAAAGAAGGCAAUGAGGCACGAUGCUGACCUAGGAGGAUGGGAUGAUGGUGAUGAUGCUGGUGGAUGGGGAAGCAUGGAUGCAGUAGCAGAUGAUGAUGGAGAUGGUGGAGGAUGGGGAGAUGAUGAUGACUGGGGUGCUAUGGAAGACUUGUCAGUGUCACCUACCAAACCUGCUCAGAAAUCAAAGCCAACCUCCAAGCCCCCUCCAGGAUGGGGAGAUAGCCUAGACUUUGAAGAGGACAAGAGCCACACUCCAGCAAGCACUUACAACUGGGGACAAGAUUCUAAUGCAGAUGAAGACUUCUUUGGUGCUACAACCAAGCCAGAGACCACCAGCAAUAAGAAAUCACUGCAGACAUUCAAGAAGCCAUCAUCAUCUCCAAGCAAACAGAAGACAUCAUCGGAUGCAUCAGGUUGGGGUAAUCAAGACUCUGGAUGGGAUGAUGAUGGAUGGGGUUCAUUUGGUAAUGAAGGAGGAGGAGGAGGCAGUGAUAGUGGACUUAGUAAAGCAGAGCUUGCCAAGAAAAAGAGAGAAGAAAGGAGAUUACAAAGAGAGAAAGAACUUCAAGAGAAGAGAGCAGCUAAGAAAGCAGCAGGACCAACCAGACUAGGUGUCAAAAAAGAUUGAGAUUACUCAUAAUUCCCAUUCCUUUUUUAAAGCAUAUCAACAUUUUAUGAUUAAAUGUUGGGACACUUAUAAAAUAAUAAUUGACUCUUAGAAAUUUCAAUUAUGGAAAGCAUGCAGUGCCAUAAUUCGUUGUCUUCUUGAAUAUGUAUGCCAAAGACACAGAGGAGAACUGAUUAUGGCAUCGACUUGUAAUAAUUGAGGCAGCUUAGAAUAGGUUUUAUAAGUUUGGGCUGUGAAUGUCUUGCCUUACAGAAAGUUCAAGUGAA
Lytechinus variegatus (green sea urchin) is the source of this 3253-nucleotide messenger RNA. RefSeq names its product N-terminal kinase-like protein (gene scyl1). Gene Ontology annotation, biological process: protein phosphorylation. Bases 75 to 2987 code for a protein of 970 amino acids. Gene Ontology annotation, molecular function: protein kinase activity; ATP binding. The transcript is spliced from 17 exons. The record is from RefSeq and is a predicted model, not a curated record. NCBI's taxonomy places the organism in Eukaryota, Metazoa, Echinodermata, Echinoidea, Temnopleuroida, Toxopneustidae.